This is a messenger RNA of Perognathus longimembris pacificus (Pacific pocket mouse), 969 nucleotides long. Its product is annotated as olfactory receptor 1086-like. The record is from RefSeq and is a predicted model, not a curated record. Gene Ontology annotation, cellular component: membrane. Gene Ontology annotation, biological process: G protein-coupled receptor signaling pathway; sensory perception of smell. Lineage: Eukaryota; Metazoa; Chordata; Mammalia; Rodentia; Heteromyidae. The transcript has a single exon. The coding region runs from base 25 to 969 and encodes 314 amino acids. Gene Ontology annotation, molecular function: G protein-coupled receptor activity; olfactory receptor activity; odorant binding.
AAGGCUGUUCUGUGUGAUUGCACCAUGAAAAAUAUCACUGAAGUUACCAUAUUUGUACUCAGGGGCUUUACAGAUAACACGGAGCUUCAGAUUCUCCUCUUCCUCCUUUUUCUAUCCAUUUACGUUUUCACUCUCCUGGGGAAUUUAGGAAUGAUCAUAUUGGUGGCUGUGGAUUCGCGAUUGCAUAACCCGAUGAACUAUUUCCUAAGCGUUUUAUCUUCUUUGGAUGCGUGCUUUUCUACCAUUAUUAUCCCCAAAAUGCUACUGGAUUUUAUAUCAGAGAAGAAAGUCAUUUCUCUGUCUGGCUGUGCAGCACAGAUGUUUCUUGCUGUGACGUGUGGGACCACAGAAUGUUUUCUGUUGGCUGCCAUGGCUUAUGGUCGCUAUGUAGCCAUCUACCACCCUUUGCUCUACUCAGUGAACAUGUCACCCAGAGUGUGUGUGCCCCUCAUCACUGCUUCUUAUGCGGGGGGGGGGGGGGGGGGGUUACUGCAUUCCACCCUACACACAGUAGCCACGUGGAGCCUGUCUUUCUGUGGCUCCAAUGAAAGUCAACAUUUCUUCUGUGAUAUCCCUCCUCUGCUCGCCAUCUCGUGCACUGACACGCACACAAACCAGCUUCUGCUCUUUGUCUUUGUGAGUUCCAUUGAGCUGGUCACUCUCCUGAUUGUCCUGCUCUCCUAUGGCUGCAUCCUGUGGGCCAUUGUGAGAAUGCGUUCUGCUGAAGGGAGGAGAAAGGUGUUCUCUACGUGUGCUUCUCACCUAACCGGGGUGUCAGUUUAUCACGGGACGAUCCUCUUCAUGUACAUGAGGCCGAGUUCUAGCUAUGCUCUGGAGCAUGACAUGAUCGUGUCGGUGUUUUACACCAUUGUGAUCCCCGUGCUGAAUCCCAUCAUCUACAGUCUGAGAAACAAAGACGUGAAAGAAGCACUGGCUAAAUUAUGUAGGAAAUGUUGGUGUGAGAGUUAA